UGUAGCAGAAAUCCAGAAGCCAUACAAUAGACUUUCAAGAUUCCAGAAAUCCACAAACAACUCCAUCGUCUCUGCAAUCUCCAUAGCCCAAGGUUUUGGCCAGUUUGUGUACUUGAAUUUGACGAUCGGUGAGUCUCCGAACGGUUUGUUUGGAUUUAUGUCGGUUCUGUAAUUCGGUUGAAUUCGACGGAUGCCAAACCCUAACAUAACCCUCCCGAUCGGUUCGCCGCAAAACACAUCGGAUUCUCCAGUUGGAGGACAAAUUGCGAGCAUUUCAGAAUGGCAGAGCUCCGCAGGCGCUUCUUGUGGCGGAUUUUGGCGCGACGCUGCUCUGAUUUUAUCUUCCGCUUUGUUGGUGCUGUACUUAGGGUUCCAGGCGAGGCGCAAUGUUAGGAAGCUCAGCCACCGCAAGUCUUAUGUUAUGAUUGCGUAUUAUGCUCUUCUUUGGGUCUCGGCGCUUCUGAAUUUGUCGUGGUCUCUUCUCCAGGGAUGGCAAUGCGCAUCUGGAAAGGCAGUUGCAUGGAAUGUAUUGUCGUUAUUCACAGAAUGCGGAAUGCUAACCUUAGAAAUUAGCAUAGUGGGAUUCCUACUUCAAGAAAAUUAUGCAAGCGGAUUGGAUGCCCUGGCGCACACUUUUGUAAUUUCAGGUUCCUUUGUAGCUGUUGAUAUACUUGUCCAGGCAAUCCUUAUAUUCGGAUUUGGAGUACCUCUGUUAAUUAGUGCAAACGGUGCGCAAUGGGGAAAGUGGAGCAUAUUGUUUAUGCAUGCUUUGGUGCUCACAUCAGUUUAUUGCUACAUACUGUUCGUUCACUAUUCGAAAUGGAGAGAUAAGCUGCCGCCCAGGCCAUCGUUCUACAACUAUGUCGUCGUCAUGUUCAUAUUAAACAUUGUAGAUUUGUUUGCCUGUGGAAUGGCUGGAAUCGGUUUCGGCUUUGGACUUUGGUUGUACGAUUUUGUACUGAUAUGUCGACACUCUCUGUACCUCCCUUUCCUAUAUGUAACUUUCUUGUCCGAUUUCUUCCAGGAGGAAGAUUGGCUUUUGGAUAAUGCAUAUUACUCGGAAAUGAAAGAUGCUGGUUUCUUUGAUACGGAUUGGGAAUAGACAACUUCGUCAAAUUGGAAUAGGAUGCGACACAGAUGUAUGUAAAGCGUUAUUAUUAUUAUGUAGUAUGCCGUAGUACUGUACAUCCGUUGUGAUCUGAUAACAGUAGCAAUAGUAAUAGAGUUUGAAUUGCGUGUUGAAAGUCAUUUUAGUGUUGUGCUGUUGAACUAAAUAAAAAUUUUACCAAACGGCAUGAGAAAUGUGCUCGUAAAAAUAAUACACUAUAUCGACGCAAUUGCACAAUGUUUGUGUGAUGAGUA
This is a messenger RNA of Andrographis paniculata, 1362 nucleotides long. RefSeq names its product protein CANDIDATE G-PROTEIN COUPLED RECEPTOR 2-like. The transcript is spliced from 6 exons. Gene Ontology annotation, biological process: G protein-coupled receptor signaling pathway. Bases 191 to 1102 code for a protein of 303 amino acids. Gene Ontology annotation, cellular component: plasma membrane. Lineage: Eukaryota; Viridiplantae; Streptophyta; Magnoliopsida; Lamiales; Acanthaceae. The record is from RefSeq and is a predicted model, not a curated record. Gene Ontology annotation, molecular function: G protein-coupled receptor activity.